Molecule: messenger RNA, 828 nt
Organism: Lactuca sativa (garden lettuce)
Lineage: Eukaryota; Viridiplantae; Streptophyta; Magnoliopsida; Asterales; Asteraceae
Source: RefSeq, a predicted model, not a curated record
AUGGUAAAUUUUGUUGGUCCCAGCAUCUUAUCUGAUGUUACACAAGUCAUGGAAUGUUACAAGGAGGAGAUUACUGGGCUGGUUCUUCUAUGUAUGCAGGCGGAGAGCUUAGAGGAAGCCAUAGCUAUUGUGAAUAGAAAUAGGGCUGCUGAAAGUUCGGGUGAGUCUGCAAAUCCAGCUGUGGUUGGCCGGAAUUUACAGCUAGCAGCCAUGUUUGGAGUGUGGUAUCUUUUGAACAUAUACCCCAACAUCUUCAACAAACAGGUUCUUAAGAUUGUACCUGUGGUAAUACUGGCAGCGACACACACAAUAUAUGACAGUCGGCAGGGACUGAUAGUUCCCACGAACGGAGGAGUGAAAGUUGUAGUGACUGGUGGUGGGGGUGAUGUGCCUUUGGGAAAUAAGGGAAUAAGAGGAGGGAGUGGAGGCAAUGGAACUAAUGGAAUUAGAGGCGGAAAUGGCACUGGUGGAAUUAGUGGCGGCAAUGGUGGGAAUGGAUUUAGAGGAGGCAAUGGCACUGAUGGAAUUAUUGGAGACAAUGGUGGCAAUGGAAUUAAAGGAGUCAAUGGCGGCAACGGAUUGAGAGGAGGUAAUGGAGGCAAUGGAAUUAGUGGAGGCAAUGACACUGAUGGAGUUAAGGGAGGCAACGUUGGCGAUGGCAUUGAGGGCGUUAGAAGAGAUGAUGGGGCGUCGGGGAAGCCAUUUGAUAGCAUAAGUGGAGGGACUGGUGGCAAGAGGCGACCUGCUACGGUUGCUUGGAGGUUGCUGGAGAAAAUGAGAGUUGCAAGGAGAGGGAGAAUGACAAGGGCAGUAAAAGCCAUUUUGUGA